This is a messenger RNA of Dermacentor andersoni, 1488 nucleotides long. The record is from RefSeq and is a predicted model, not a curated record. Lineage: Eukaryota; Metazoa; Arthropoda; Arachnida; Ixodida; Ixodidae.
AUGUGCGCCAUUCUCCUGGGCAUCAGCGUCCUCUACUACACCAUGUCCUACGACGCCAGCAGCACGCUUGGCAGCACUGAAAGCAGUGGCAGCAGUGCAGUUGGUGGUAGUGAAAGCAGUGGCACCAGUGCAGUAGGUGGUAGUGAAAGCAGUGUCAGCAGUACAGUUGCUGGUAGUACACACGGGAGUUUCACUCCCGUGUGUACUACCACCAACUGCAGCAUCAUUGCGCAGACGCUGCAGUCUAAGCUAGACAAUAGCGUGGACCCGUGCCAAGACUUCUACCGCUAUGUGUGCGGCACCUUCAGUGAAUACAACCAGGUUGCCCAGCUUUCGCUCGAGAUUAGAGAGGCCACCUUGUCACAUCUCUACAUUACUACAGUCCCAUCCACUGGGCAGACUUCGUGGGAGAAAGCAGCUGGGCUGUUCAGGGCCUGCCUGUUUGUGGCACAUAAGAACCGCAGUCAGACCCCAGACCUGGUGAAGUGGAUGAGAUCUCUGAACCUGGACCUAAAAAAUAAGGCAAAGCUGGAAAUGGUAGAUGCUGUGGACAUGAUGAUGCGCUGCAGCCUUGACUUUGGAAUCCAGGUCAUCUUGUCGAUUACAUUCCAUAGUGCCUGGUUCAUCAAAGAUAAGCGAGCUAUGCAGCUCGGUUUCAGCGAAGAAGACGCAGCGUGGAUUUUCUCGCGCUACAGUGUACCCAAGAAGAAGAAAUUGGACGACUACAUCGAGCUACUCGGCCUCUAUGGCCUAACAAGCCCUGGCGAUAAACAACUUGCAGCCAAGAUCAUGGAAUACGAGAAGCAACUAGAAAGAACCAUCUUAAAGUCUGCUCCCCAUGAAGGCUCUAUUCUGCACCGAACCAUCAGUAGCAUGGGCGACAUGACGAAGCCAUACGUAACAGCAGAGAAGUGGUCUACCAUCUUUGCUACGUACACCAACCAAAUCUACAGCGGCAACGAUACUGUUGUGUACCAGGAAUACGUCUUGCCCGUUCUCGUAAACCUCAUCAAGUCGAAAGCUGUGGGGUACACAGGGCUUCGCCACCUGAUCACCUGGAGCAUGUUCCGGCAGAUGGUGCAAUACACGGAACCGAGGUACUUCGCGUCCAAAAAGGCCAUGACCGACGCCUGCUACGAUAGCGUCCUCAAGGUCAUGAAGCUGGCGGCCGUGAACCCUUACCUCCGAGCAACUGUCACCCCGGAAAUGCUCCUUGAGGCUGAAGAAAUGAUGCUCGCAAUCCUCACCGCCUUCCGAACGCUCCUGGUGUCAUCGACGUGGCUCAAGGGCACGGCGCGAGUGGCUGCAAUUCGAAAGCUGUUCUACUUGCAGUACCACAUUGGAGGCCCGAGCAGCCGACGCCAUGACGCCGCCCACGUAGAAGAGCUUUACGAGGUUGCCGCCUUCAGAUUCCCCGGCGUGGGCUCGGCGACCUUUGUCCUCGGAGUCACUGUGGCGGCAUUGAUUGUGGUGCUAGUGGACAGUUGA